AUGUUCUUCGUACAAGAGUGGCAUCUGAAGAGAACACUUGUUACAUGUUGUCAGUAUUGUUAAUCACGCCUUUUUGGUGUCAGCAGAUCCGAUCCGGGUUCCGAUAUCUUCAGAGUCUCUUCUCCACACAACUCUCACCACCAGCCAGCGGCCAAAAAUUUUGACCAUUUUAUUCUCCCUGAGAUAUCUCUUCUUUCGAUCUCUGUUUUUCUCGUUAUUUUUGCGAGGGUUUUAAGAAGGUUCUGCAUGAACAAAAAGCAAACACCCAAUGGUUCUUCUAUGGUGUCCUUUGGAGUUCCCAUGGAUGCUGAAGGCAGAGAUUGUGACGGUGAAGAAAAGGAAAUCGACGAAGCUUUUAUUUGUUGUAUCUGCCUGGAUCUUUUAUACAAGCCAAUUGUACUUGCAUGUGGCCACAUUGCUUGUUUCUGGUGCGUUCAUAGAGCCAUGAACAAUUUGCAGGAGUCCCAUUGUCCAAUAUGUAGGUGCCCAUAUAAUCAUUUUCCUAGCAUCUGUCAUCUACUUCACUUUUUGCUCCUGAAGAUGUAUCCUGUUGCCUACAGGAGAAGGGAAAAACAAGUGUUAGAAGUAGAACAAGAAAAUGAUAUCUUCUCGCCUCAGUUUGAUGAUCCUUUAAUCAGAUAUGAAGAAUUAAAUCAAUUCGAUGGUUGUGCACAUAUCUCUGCGGAUUCUCAGAUCAAAUUGUUAACAGAUUCUUGUUCCACUUGGAAAAUGAAUUCUUCUGCUAUUGAAGAAWCUUCAGAAUAUGAUGGAUCAUUUCAUGAUGGUGCCACUGCUAUUCCUAAAAAGGAUUCUGCAGGGAAUUUUGAAGCCACAAAAAAUCUAGCUGUUGAACAAAACAGAAAUGAUCUUAAUGACAGAAUUUGCAAGCAGAUUUCUGUCACUGAUGUAAUGUGUGCAAAAUGCAAGCAACUGCUCUUUCAACCUGCAGUUCUUAAUUGUGGUCAUGUUUAUUGUGAAUCUUGUAUAGCCACUAAUGUGGAUGACACACUUAAAUGCCAAAUUUGCCAAAGUCUGCAUCCAAAGGGAUGUCCAAAAGUAUGUUUGGAGCUUCAUAAUAUUUUGGAGAAACAAUUCUCUGUAGAAUAUGCAUUGAGAAGAGAGGCAGUCCAGCACAAGCAAGUCCUUUGUCGAAGUGGGAAUCCAUCAAUUGGGACAAUGCAAGAUGGGAAACAGGGUUCGAGAAUGCUCUUGUCAACUAUCAGAGACAGCUUAUCUUGGUUCACUGAGCAUGAACCAAAGGUUCACUUUGGUGCUGGUUGUGAUUCGUGUGGGGUAAUUCCUAUAGUUGGGGAGAGGUAUAGAUGCAAAGAUUGUGUGGAACGAAUAGGUUUUGACUUGUGUGGAGACUGUUACAAUACAAGCUCCAAGCGUCCAGGUCGAUUCAAUCAGCGGCAUACACCAGAUCACAAGUUUGCGCUUGUCAAGUUAAGGUUUAGGUUCGUAGUUGAACGAGAUGGUGAUACUUCUGUUCAACUUGUCUCAUAUGAUGCUUCGGAGGAUCAACAAGAUGAUUCACAUGUUCCCACUGAUAAACAGUCAGAUGACGGUUCUACUGUUCAAUUUGUCUCCUAUGAUGCUUUAGAGAAUCAACAAGAUGCUUCACAUGUUCCCACUGAUGAUGCUGCAGAGGGUAGGGAAGAUGCUACACCUGUUCCUAUGGGUGAAUCUAGAUGAUCAGGAAGCUGGUUCUGGGUCUCCCACCUUCAUCUCUAAUACCAGAAGGCACCAAUUCUGCCAUGUGAAAUAGUAAGCUUCAAAAACUCUGAUGAGUGUGUGAUGUGCAUUGUGGAACUAUUUAUGUGAACAUCAUCAAAAUUCAAAAACAAUUGGAGACUGAAAAAACCUAGUUUAUACAGAUAUUUUAAGAAAGGGGAAAAUGAUUGUUUGGUAGUUUAUC
Nelumbo nucifera (sacred lotus) is the source of this 1918-nucleotide messenger RNA. Its product is annotated as E3 ubiquitin-protein ligase PRT1-like. Gene Ontology annotation, molecular function: zinc ion binding; ubiquitin protein ligase activity. Gene Ontology annotation, biological process: proteasome-mediated ubiquitin-dependent protein catabolic process. Lineage: Eukaryota; Viridiplantae; Streptophyta; Magnoliopsida; Proteales; Nelumbonaceae. The record is from RefSeq and is a predicted model, not a curated record.